Molecule: messenger RNA, 216 nt
Organism: Suillus subalutaceus
Lineage: Eukaryota; Fungi; Basidiomycota; Agaricomycetes; Boletales; Suillaceae
Exons: 1
Source: RefSeq, a predicted model, not a curated record
CUGCACAAGAUCAUUGAGUGCAAGGCCACUCGGACUUGGGACGAUGUGGGCGACACCAUUUGCUCGCGCAUCGGCAGAGUCCUCACCAUGCGGGACGGCAAGCCCGUCUGCAGCGACUGGCAACGACUCAGCGGUUGCGCCGAAACCACUCACGACUGGAGGCACUUUUGCUCCGGUUGUGGCAUAUCCUCUCACGGAGCUCAAACUUGCCUUUGA